AAUUAGAUAUAUCAUACAUAAUAUGAUAUAUGGAAAAAUCUUUGCACUUUAUGAUACCUUACCUAAAUAAAGAAGGCGUAAGGCAGAGAGCUUUGGCGGCAGGUCCAAUGGAAGAAAAGCGCAGAAAAGCCAGAACCCUUGUAAAGCGGUUCAGCUCCGCCGGCGACGCCGCGGCUCUCGCCUCGGCCAUAUCUGAGAUCCGCCUCAUCUCCAAACUCGACGAAGAGAUCCGCCUCCCUCUCGCCGACGCUGGAGCCAUCCCACUCCUCGCAGGCCACCUCGUCGCCGUCCCACCAAUUGCUUCCCCUUCCUCCCAAGAAAACGCUUCCGCCUCUCUCCUAAAUCUCUCUAUCUCCGCGCGCGAGCCCCUCAUGUCGACCCCGGGCAUCCUCGACGCCCUCGCCUAUUCGCUCCGCUCUUCCGCGCCCGCCGCCGUGGCGCAGAACUCCGCCGCCACUGUAUUCAGCCUCCUUUCCGUCGAUACCUACCGUCCGAUCAUCGGAUCCAAGAAAGCCCUAAUCUCGGCUCUGAUUUCCCUCAUCCGCGCUCCGAAUCAAGCGGCGCGAACGGUGAAGGACGCGCUCAAGGCUCUGUUCGGCGUGGCUCUGUAUGCGAUGAAUCGGGCUAAGAUGGUGGAAUUGGGGGCGGUGCCGGCGCUGUUCUCGCUAGUAUUGCAGGAGGAGAGGUCGGGAGUGUUGGAGGAUGCGACGGCAGUGAUUGCGCAGGUGGCGGGGUGUUAUGAGAGCUUGGAGGCGUUUCGAAAGGUGGCGGGAUUUAGGGCUUUGGUGGAUUUGAUGGAUAAGGCGACGGGGGCGAAGGGUAGGGUGAGGGAGAACGCGGCGGCGGCCUUGCUUAAUCUGGCGAUGAGCGGAGGUGAGGCGGCUGUUGGAGAAAUCAGGGAGGUGGAGGACGCGGAGGAGGUGGUGAGGGAGCUCGCCGAAGCGGGGAUUAGUGCCAGAGCGAAGACUAAGGCGGAGGCGUUGCUUAAAGUUUUGGGAAGCGAGCGGAGGUGCCGGCGAGGAGAGCACUGGAUCGGGGAUUUGGACUCCGAGUCGGAAUACUCCUCGGUGCCAUCGCCGCGGCUAUGGUACUCUUCCGGUGAUUCUAGUAGCUAUUAGGGCCUUAACCUUUCAAAUUUUAUUCUUUUAUUAUUAUUAUUAUUAUUAUUCUGUGAAUUAAUGAAAUAUAGAUUAUUUGCAUUCUUUUGAAGGCGAGUAACGUCACAGUUCCAAAGAAAAAAAAAAAUGGCAAAUGCAACUGAAAUUUGUAAAAUAAUAUUUGCAGCCUGGUCGUCUUAAACUAAUAAAUAUUUGCAAAGGGGAAAA
Messenger RNA from Dendrobium catenatum, 1325 nucleotides. Its product is annotated as U-box domain-containing protein 11. Gene Ontology annotation, molecular function: protein binding. Lineage: Eukaryota; Viridiplantae; Streptophyta; Magnoliopsida; Asparagales; Orchidaceae. The transcript has a single exon. The record is from RefSeq and is a predicted model, not a curated record. Gene Ontology annotation, cellular component: nucleus; cytoplasm. Bases 30 to 1118 code for a protein of 362 amino acids.